UACAAACAGCUAGCAAUUAAAACAGAGUCUUAUUUACGCUAACUACAUUGGGCCCGGGGCAGAAUGUUGUCGCUAAUGAACGGUCGGAGUUACAGAUUACUCCUAAAGAAAAUAUUGGAUUCCAAUAGGGUGUGUCACACAAAUGUCCAAGUGUGUCCACCAUUGGUGACCAAGGUCGCUUGCCAGCCCAGCAAGCCGGCGGGCGAUUCGGGCUGCGGCGCCGUUGCUCAAAGUGGCUCAGAUGGCUCUGGCUCUAAGGGCAAGCAUCAGAUCACGUUCAAGCCGUACGUGGCGCCGUGCUACAAGGACCACGACGCCAAGAACAUGGGGCUGAAGCGGCCGAUGUCCCCCCACUUGACCAUAUACGCGCCGACUAUGCCUGCGAUGACGUCCAUCUUGCAACGAAUCACUGGUAUAAUAGCAACAUUUUACGCGUGUAUGCUCUCAGCGGGAACAUUGUUCCUUUCAAACGGGGUGGAGUCCUACGUGUCCAUGAUCCAAAGCCUGGACCUCUCCAGGCCGAUGAUCCUGCUCAUCAAGGUCCUCGCGGGCGCACCCUUUGCCUACCACUACUUCUUCGGCAUAAGGUUCUGCAUUUGGAACUCGGGAAGGUGGCUCACAUUAAAAGAUGUAAAUUCAUCCGUAAAACCUUUGUUUAUAGCAACCGCUGUCUCAAUGUUCUUUUUCGCGAUACUUUAGAUAAGUGAGUUCAGGAUCUGCCUUUGAUUGGCUCUUUAGUCAACUCAUCCCGCUUAAAACUCAUCCUGCAGGAUGAGUGGAUUAGAUCAUUUAAUUAUUCUUUCUAAGUCAACUGAUCUCACUAUAAAAAAAAGAAAAUUUAAGUACACACGUGAGCAAAAGUCUUUAGAGAAAAAAAUGACACACCGUGGUUUUGUUAUACUGAUAUAAAAAAAAUCACUUAAAUCUACUGCUAAACACUUUUGUUCGUGACUAUACAAAUCAUAAAAUGCAUCAGUGGGAUCAGAUGCCCGAUUCAAAACAUUCCUUAGGUCAACUCAUCCCGCGGGAUGAGUUCAAGCGGCCUCAGUUGACUAAAGAUCCUUAGAUUUCAUGUGCCAUUCUGAGUCUGUAUUUUAUUUUACUUAAGAAUCGUUCCUUAAUUGAUAUUAGAUAGUUAUAAUGAAA
Ostrinia furnacalis (Asian corn borer) is the source of this 1146-nucleotide messenger RNA. RefSeq names its product succinate dehydrogenase cytochrome b560 subunit, mitochondrial. Gene Ontology annotation, molecular function: electron transfer activity. Lineage: Eukaryota; Metazoa; Arthropoda; Insecta; Lepidoptera; Crambidae. The record is from RefSeq and is a predicted model, not a curated record. The coding region runs from base 64 to 699 and encodes 211 amino acids. Gene Ontology annotation, biological process: tricarboxylic acid cycle; mitochondrial electron transport, succinate to ubiquinone. Gene Ontology annotation, cellular component: membrane; respiratory chain complex II (succinate dehydrogenase). The transcript has 4 exons.